GAAACACCCCUAAGCCGCAUUUCAGGGUUGGUGCCCUUCGGCGCUUUGAGGGCCACUCUCGCACCUCUGGAAAAGCGGGUUCGCACCGCUGCAGGACAUCGGACAAAACAGGACGCGGCAGACGUGUAUUCGAGAUUUGUGAGUGAAUCUUACGAACGAAGUGGGUAUUAUCAGGGGGGGUCUGUGCAGGAGUGUUGGAGACCCUCACUCGCUUGUUGGAGCCUCUUGAGUGAAGCCUGUUGCUCUAAGCGUGUACGGGGGCUGUUUUUCGUUCCUCACUUUCAGGCUUCACUUGGAUCUUACAUUCUUACAACAUUCUUGACAUCUUGGAGAAAAAUAACAUUCUUUUUUGAUUGGCUUUCUUGAUGUAUUCUUAAGUUGGAGGGACAUGGAGAGGUGUGGGGGUAGGCCGCGAAGGGAGCGAGAAGGUAUGAACAGGAAGGGUAAACCAGGAAGAUUGGACGCGUAGCAAAAAAAGAAACACAAUUUGCCACAGGAAAAACCAAGACAAAAUGAAGAACACAUACCUUUGGAAUCAUUUAGACCUUUCGGUUUAACACUUUAAACAUGUUGUAUGUCUUGGACACCAAGCCGCUUGAAGAGGUGGAGGUGAAGCCUUGUGACUGGUCAAGUCUGUUCACCUUGGCCGGUGAGCUGGGCACGAAGCAGUCUCAGGUUUUACGGAAGUUGAGGGAUGAGCAGGAGGAGAAACUUCUUCUUCAAUGCUCAUCGCAGAACACGGUGGCUUCGCCGAGCGUAAAACCGAGAGACGGAGAGGAGAAAGAGGACAAAGAGGAGAAAGAGGAAAGAGGGAGAGAGAAGGGAAAAGCUGAGCCUCGUGCUCCAGGCCUUCGCAGGGAGGGCAGUGCUCCUGCUUUAAAGCGCUCAGAGGCGAAGAAGGUGGCGAGGCCAAAGAGUGCCGCAGUGAGGAGGGACCGGCACUGCCCGGACAUGCCCGCGCCUUUGACCCCCACGAGGUCAACUCAGGCUCCAAAGGCCAAGGCCAAAGCCAAGACAAAGGCAAAGAUCAAACCAAUGCUGCCCAAAGAGGUCAAAGAAGAUGCAAAGCUGGCUGUUCCGAAUCUGGAACUCUCUCAUGGUAUUAUGUGGAGCAGUGAAGGGGAGGAGAUCCCUCUUCAGCGCCGGGAUGAGGUAGCAGAGCUUCUCCAGGAGCUUCAUAACUCUGUGGCGAAUCCUCUUUGCAAGCACUUCCGUAUCAGGUAUGACUAUUUGUUGGAGCAGCAUUGCCAAGAGCGGAAAGCUGGCGUGGCACGGCGGGCGCCGAAAGUCCUUUUCAACGAGGAACGUUACCUUACCACAGUACGUUUGCGGGUCCGAAAGCAUCCGGCCAAAGGUGACCCGCAAAAGGAAAUGAUUGGAAGGGGUACUAUGAUGGCAGUGCUCUUGCAUGAGCUCGCCCACCUGCGCUACAUGAAUCACGGACAAGAGUUUAUGCUCUUCCUGAGAGAGAUCUUUGCAGAGGCUCAUCGACGAGGUUUGUUCAACCCAGAUUUGGUAAAUGAGCUGCCAUCAUGCCGACCGUGGGAAAACCUCAUCUACCAGACUGGUGGUGGUAUUGAUGAUCAGAGCCUGAUGGCAGUCUUUGUGCCGGAUUCCAGUACUUGUGCAACCCCACGGAGCUCCACCCCGAUCCGAGGGCGACCCACUGCUCCUGAGAAGCUGGAGAAGGACAAGGUGGGUGCCAUGCUGAAUGUUCCGACACACGAGCCACGAGCUUCUGAUGCUUCGACCACUCCCAGUGGCCUCAGUGGAGACCGCGAGUCCGUGGACACGGAGACCACGACCAAGACGACCGAGACGACCAACGACCGCUUUUUCAUGAAAAGAGAAGACCGGGACCAAGAAGGUGGUCUUCUCGAGGCAGAACGAGAGAAUGGAAGUCCAAAGGUGCGGCAAAACCGAGUGUUGCGUCCGAAGAAAGCCUAAUGAGGCUUGGCCUUUUUGCUGGAGAGUUCCCUCAAGGGCCAAGCCUCAUUGUUGAAAUCUGCCCAGGGUGGCCAGAAAUUAGCAGAUUUUCAGGAAGACUGAAGUCCCUGAAGACUGACUCAAAAGCAUUGAAGACUGAGCGAUGUACAGAGUGCCUUCUCGAUGUGGCUCAAAGAGCCACAUCGAGCCAAGUGCUCAAAAAGGUCUGCCCUUGCUACGGCCUUGGACAUCCUUAGCGCCCUCAGGUGCCCAGCAGUAAAGCACUUGAGCCUGGCAUGGCAAAUCUUACCUUCUCCCACUGCAUGAUGCUUUGUGGAGGCCAUUCCUAUUCGGUUGGAGGCCCAUCGCCAUUAGGUUG
Messenger RNA from Durusdinium trenchii, 2305 nucleotides. NCBI's taxonomy places the organism in Eukaryota, Dinophyceae, Suessiales, Symbiodiniaceae. The record is from the annotation of a GenBank genome assembly.